Molecule: messenger RNA, 903 nt
Organism: Diaporthe citri
Lineage: Eukaryota; Fungi; Ascomycota; Sordariomycetes; Diaporthales; Diaporthaceae
Exons: 4
Coding region: 1-903 (300 amino acids)
Molecular function (GO): heme binding; oxidoreductase activity, acting on paired donors, with incorporation or reduction of molecular oxygen; monooxygenase activity
Source: RefSeq, a predicted model, not a curated record
AUGGCCACGGCCGAAGGCAUCUACGGGCUCCAGAAUCCGUUCCGGGACGACUCUGCUGUGCAGGCAUUCCGAUCCCUUCCAUCCAUUACGGCAAGACGGCGCAUCAAAGCUCACGAGACACUACUAAAGGCCUACAUAACCUACUACGAGAAGAAAUGGGAUGAGGACCCUCAAACGUCUACUUUCAUCCACGAUCGCUGCCAGUACUUCUCCUCGGAAGGAUCAUCUCUUGAAGAUAUCGCAAGAAGUGAGAUGACGACUUCGAUCGCAUUACUCAGCAACAUUAUGCCGGCAACUUUCUGGUUGGUAUACUACAUCGUUUCUGACUCUACUGUCUUCGCAGACUGCCGGGAGGAAGCCUCCCGGACGUUGAACACGGGCGGAGGUCUGGAUGGCGAAGUGGCCUCUUAUGCCACAAGGAGCAUCGACGCAGAUUCCACUAGGAGUCAAUGUCCGAUCCUGCUCUCCGCCUUCAAGGGGGUCUUCCACUACCACGCUGUCGGAAUCUCUUCCCGCGUGCUCCUCAAGGACCACCUGUUGGACGGGCAGUUUCUUCUGAAGAAGGACAAUAUCCUGCUGAUUCCCGGCGUGGUACAGCACCAGGAGCGGUCUGUCUGGGGCGAAGAUGUGGAUCAGUUCUCCCUCCCUGUCAGCCCUCAAUCUAGGCCAAACGUCACCAAGGACACACACAGCCACUCCUUUGCCGGCCACGUCGUCAUCCUUCUCUCGUGGCUACAACUCCUCGCAGGUAAUCAUCAAAUCGUCGUCGCAACACUCGGCGGAUGCCUGUUCGGGACAGCUCGCCCACUUGAUGCAGCAGAGACCCACCAGCCCUCGGAGCUCCAGCCGACGUCAACCUCGACCUCGAUCACAGCCUCGGACGCGAACACGGGCCCGACCUAA